AUGGCGCCUAACAAUAAGAAAAAGAAGAAGCCCGCCGCAAACCCAGCUCGAGGGUUUGCAACCGUUUCGGUGCCUUCCAAGCCUAAAUCGACUAACAACUCCACAGCUCCGGCGUCGACAGCAGAAUCCAAAUCGGUCUCAGAGAGUGAACGACCAACCCCAGCGGAAAGCAGCCGACCUGCGCCGGAAACACAGAACGUUCCAUCCUUACAGAAUUACUCACCCGAGGAACUUGAGAAACACCUUGAGGAUGCGGAGCUGCAAAUACUGGUUGAGAAAUAUGCCUCUAAAUGCAAGAACGAUGCGGUCCGUCAAGUUUCGAAAUUGGAAACAGAACGACGGGUACUCCGGCAGCAAGCCUUCUCGUUAAGUCUUUUAGAGUGGUUUCCUGCUGAAGUGCUGGACUCGAUUCUUAAAGUUGCCGAGACAGAAGAACAUGAAUUGAGCCCAUCCUCGGUGCGGGAUUCGAAUACAGUGAAAAAGUCUGGCUCAGAAGAAGACCUGUACAUGAAAUUGUGGACGCUAAGAGAGACCCUUCUGAAGCUCGGCUUUCCCGAGAAGAAAGUAGAGGAUUCAUUAAAACAUCUCUUACACUAUUUUUCUGGUAAUUUUGCCACUGCCAAUAGGGACAUGGUGUGUAAUCUGGACGAGGCUCUAGACUGGCUGGCAAUGCACUGCACCCCUAAGGAACUACCGUCUUACACGCAAACCAAUGCUCAGCUGCGCAAAGAUGAAAAGAAUCUUUCCUGGAUAACCGAUCGUGAGCCAGCACAAUCUUCUACUUUAAACUUGACCCAGAAUGAUAGCAAAGUGAAACAGGCCAAAAGACCGUCAAAGGAACCUCUUCCUCCUAUAUCGAGCCCUUAUGAUUCUGAUAGUUCUCUGGAUCCUGACACUUUGCUGCCAAAGUACUUGGAAUUGCAGACUCAGCUAUAUAAUCUUCAGCCUGAAAUAUUUGAUAAGCCUAAGAAAGGGAAAAAGCCUGCUCGUGAAAAUAUUGGGCUUGAUAGCAACGAACCCCGAGUAGCGAAGAUUCGCCGAAAGAUUACCGGCAUUGAAAACGAUGUCCUUUUCGACCGCACAGAAGCUGAGUACCGGUGGAAAGAGAAGCUUGAUGAUCUAAGAAAGGAGGCGGCUUUCUUCAGGCAGAAUCAGCCCACCGAGCAAACUUCUCUGGACGAGCCCGGAACCAAGGAUCAACCAAAGGAAAAGGUAGCGGAAGUCAAGCCCGACGUCGAUGACGAAGAGAUCGCAGGUCUCUUAGGAGACAUGUUCCAAGCCGAGGAGCCAGCAUUGGAGACAGGUGUUAUACUUGAAGAGUUGAACAAAGCCGCUAUCACGAUCCGUGACUUUGGGAAAUGGACUGGGCUUAGCCCUCGACGAGUUUUGGAAGAAACAUGCAAGGCAAGGGAUACCAGUUGCACAAUCAUUUUCAAGGAUUUCUCAUCUGCAUCGCACUCGAACAGAAAAGCGGUAGAGGUGAGGUGGUCCAAAGCACAGGAUGUACCAUUUCUGUUCGAAUGGGACAAAGUCACACACAAAUCUAGCGCUUAUGCCACCUUUGUCUCCAUGGACACAAUUGCCACACCAACUGCACAGCAAGCGGAGGCAUUUGUCUCGACGUUUGCCCUUUUUGUCCUAUUUACACAGAACUCGAAGGAGGGCAAGGCUUAUAUGCGGCUUCCAGCAGUGUGGAGGGAGCUCUGGACAGAGUUCGCGAAUGCAAAAAAGCUCCAAGAGGAUGAAAUUGAUAAGAAGACAAUAAAACAUCUGAAGAAGCUAAUACAGGAGAACCCGGGUAACUUUGAAGAUGAUGUGGUACUAGCAGAUAAUUUCCGGAGACGAAAUGGGACCUCUAGCAAGGCAGAGUCUCCAGCCAGGUCAUCCAAUGCAAGGGAAGCUUCAGGCCCCGAGUCUCAAUUGCAAAGGAUUUGGAUGGAGAAGUCAUCCACUCCUUCUUUUAACAAUAUGGUGCAAGGAAGAAUGAAUCUUCCGAUCUGGGCUUUCAAGAACGAUAUACUGAAAACACUUGAUACACACCGUGCGCUCAUCAUUUGUAGUGAGACCGGUAGCGGAAAAAGCACGCAGAUACCUUCAUUUAUCCUUGAACAUGAGAUGACACAAGGCCGUCCCUGUAAGAUCUAUGUGACGGAGCCCCGGAGGAUCUCUGCUAUAUCGUUAGCGCGAAGAGUUAGCGAAGAAUUGGGGGAAAGCAAGAGUGAUGUUGGGACAGCCCGCUCGCUCAUCGGGUUUGCUGUAAGAUUAGAGAGCAAAGUCAGCCAGUCGACAAGACUAGUAUUUGCGACAACUGGUGUUGUGGUGCGUAUGCUCGAACGUCCAGACGAUUUCCAAGAUAUCACGCAUGUCGUUCUUGAUGAGGUUCACGAACGUUCUAUCGACAGCGACUUCCUUCUCAUAGUCCUUCGUCGACUAAUGCAGAGGCGUCCCGACCUAAAAUUGAUUCUAAUGUCGGCUACCCUUGAAGCUCAAAGGUUCUCUAAUUACCUCGGUGGCGUGCCUGUUCUUAAUAUCCCGGGACGAACUUUCCCUGUGGAGAUGAAGUUCUUAGAGGAUGCCGUGGAGAUGACCAAUUACCGCCUAUCAGAAAAUGAUUCGAAUACUAAUCUCGACGAAGAUACCGAUGAGAUGGCGCCAGAGAACACUGAAGGUGAUACAACGGGAGGCAUACUAGCAUCGCUUGAAAGUUAUUCUAAACAGACCAGGGAUACUGUUUUGAACUUUGAUGAAUACCGCCUUGAUUAUCAGCUUAUAAAGAAAUUACUUAUUAAGAUUGCUACAGCGCCGGAGAUGGCAAACUACAGCAAAGCUAUAUUGGUCUUUAUGCCUGGUAUGGCGGAAAUCCGCCGCCUGAAUGAUGAGAUUCUCUCGGAACCGAUCUUCCAACAGGGAUGGAUCGUUCAUGCGCUGCAUUCUUCUAUUUCCAGUGAGGACCAGGAGAAGGCAUUCAUUGUUCCCCCAGAAGGCAUUAGAAAGAUCGUAAUUGCCACCAAUAUCGCCGAGACCGGUAUCACUAUCCCGGAUAUCACUGCCGUCAUUGACACGGGUAAGGAGAAAACUAUGCGCUUCGAUGAGAAACGCCAGCUCUCAAGAUUAGUUGAAGCCUUUAUCUCGAGGGCUAAUGCGAAACAAAGACGGGGAAGAGCUGGGCGUGUUCAGAAUGGAAUUUGUUUUCACAUGUUCACGAAGCACAGACAUGAAAAACUGCUCGCUGAACAACAAACGCCAGAGAUGCUUCGUCUUUCUUUGCAAGAUCUGGUACUACGGGUGAAGAUCUGCAAGCUCGGCGAAGUGGAAUCCACUCUUCUUGAAGCCCUGGACGCACCUUCUUCCAAGAACAUUCGCCGCGCUAUAGACUCUCUCAAGGAGGUCAAAGCUUUGACAAAUUCAGAGAACUUGACUCCAUUGGGAAUGCAGCUUGCCAAGCUGCCGUUGGACGUCUUUCUUGGAAAAUUAAUCAUUCACGGUGCCUUCUUCAAGUGUCUAGAUGCCUCGAUUAGUAUCGCAGCCAUUCUCUCUUCAAAAUCACCCUUUGUUAAUACCAUGGGAUCCAACACACAGAAGGAUCUUGCAAGGCUUUCGUUCAAGAAAGGCGACUCUGAUUUAUUGACUGUGUACAAUGCAUACUGCGCCUGGAAACGCACGAGAAACACCCCCGGCGCUAACGAGUAUGCUUUUUGUCGGAAAAACUUCCUCAGCUCCCAGACAUUGUUGAACAUUGAAGAUAUCAAGAUGCAGCUUGUUGUGUCUAUCGCUGACGCAGGACUUUUGACUUUGGACCCAAGCCAGAAAACGGCUCUGAACAGAGCUCGAUACGGCGGUCGUCAGCGUCAAUUUUUUACCAUUCCUGAAGAGUACGAUAUCAACAGCAGCAACGACGCUAUUGUCAAUGCAGUUAUUGCUUGGAGCUUCUACCCCAAGCUCCUGACCCGCGAGGGCAAAGGCUGGCGGAACGUUGCCAACAACCAAUCUGUUACCCUUCACCCGACCUCGGUCAACAAACAAGCCGAUGCAUCCAUGAAGUGGCUGUCGUACUAUCACAUCAUGCAGGGACGAAACCGGAAUUACAACGCUUUCGAGACGAACGCCGUGGACGACUUUGCCAUAGCGCUGUUGUGCGGCGAGGCGGAAUUCAAGAUGUAUUCCGGUGUGGUCUCAAUUGACGCCAAUCGAAUCCGCUUCGCGGUUCGAGACUGGAAGUCCAUGCUCGCGUUGAAAAUCCUUAGCGCUCGCAUUCGCGACAUCUUAUCUGGGACAUUCCGAGAUCCACAGAAAAAGUUGUCCUACAAGCAGCAGCAGUGGGUCCAUAUCUGGCAGCAGAUAUUUUCGCAGGCGGGGAAAUGA
Molecule: messenger RNA, 4362 nt
Organism: Aspergillus pseudonomiae
Lineage: Eukaryota; Fungi; Ascomycota; Eurotiomycetes; Eurotiales; Aspergillaceae
Product: putative ATP dependent RNA helicase
Exons: 10
Coding region: 1-4362 (1453 amino acids)
Cellular component (GO): intracellular anatomical structure
Molecular function (GO): RNA binding; ATP binding
Source: RefSeq, a predicted model, not a curated record